AAUAUUGGUGACGGAGUUUAUUUGAGAACAACUGACCUAAUUUAUUUUAUAUAUUACAGAUCCGAGGUUGAAACAUCCCACCGCCUCGGUUUCAUUUUAAUUCGAAAGAGAGAAAGAGAAAGAUGAAUAGGGUAUCGGGGGUAUCGGGUUUCUCGUUAUUGCCGGAAGGUUGCAUAUCGGAGAUAAUAGCAUUGACAUCACCCAGAGAUGCUGGCAGGGCAUCGGCGAUCUCAUCGGCGUUCAAGUCGGCCGCCGAGUUUGACAGCGUGUGGGAGAAAUUCCUGCCGUCGGAUUAUCCGGAGAUCAUAUCGAGGUCCGUAUCUCCGGUGGUUUACUCCACCAAAAAGGAACUAUACUUUCUCCUCUGUGACACUCCCAUCCUCCUUGAUGGAAGUAAUCUGAGCUUCAUGCUGAAUAAAUGGAGCGGGAAAAAAUGUUAUAUGCUAGGAGCAAGAGAGCUUUCGAUUGUGUGGGGAGAUACUCCAGACUACUGGGAAUGGACUUCUUUGCCUGAAUCGAGAUUUCCUGAGGUGGCUGAGCUCCUGCGUGUAUGUUGGCUUGCUAUUGGAGGCAAGAUGCAAACUCAGAUGCUAUCCCCAAAGACCACCUAUGCAGCUUACCUUGUCUUUAAACUUGCAGAGUGGAACCAUGGGCUUGAUGUCCCGUCAAAGGCAUCGGUUGGAUUUGUUGCGGAAGGCCAAGAAGGAGCUGAAGAUUCGAACCACACAGUUUACUUGAAAUUGGCAACAGAUAGACCUCAACCUUUGCGAGGAUUGCGUAGACGUGCAGCUAGACAACCCAAUGGUCGGCUUCCGCAGAAGAGAAUCCAUUUGUUGUGGUAUGGGUCAACAAAAUAUUUGGAUUGA
Ilex paraguariensis (yerba mate) is the source of this 866-nucleotide messenger RNA. Lineage: Eukaryota; Viridiplantae; Streptophyta; Magnoliopsida; Aquifoliales; Aquifoliaceae. The record is from the annotation of a GenBank genome assembly.